Messenger RNA from Sphenostylis stenocarpa, 333 nucleotides. Lineage: Eukaryota; Viridiplantae; Streptophyta; Magnoliopsida; Fabales; Fabaceae. The record is from the annotation of a GenBank genome assembly.
AUGAUGACUGGUUACAACGCAUGGGUCACAAGUCCACAAUUGGAACGAGAGCAUAUCUUGCUGUACAAUGAUAUGCAUGCAUGCAUUUCAAAAAAUGAACUUAAAAAAGGAACUGGGAUGAGUAACAUUGAAGUCCUUGUUGAUAAUGGGAAGGUUGCGGAGAUUAGUGGAGAGUGGAAGCCACAAAAAGAGUCAAAAGCAAGUGAUUGGAGGUGUGACCAUUGGUGGGAAUAUGGAUAUGUUCGAAGGUUAGAGGUCCCAAAAGAUGCAGAGAACAAUGAAUAUGUGCAACUAGGAAGAAUUUCACAUAAAACUAUGAUAUCAUUUUCUUAA